GCCACACCGCCGAGUAGGUAUAUCCAGCCCUACGAAGGGUUCACGGCGCCACACUUCGUGGUUCCUACUGUGUGGUUCGCCCCGGCCAGGAGCACACGCUCUGUUGAUCGCGAUGCCUGUGAAAUUGCGCUGGUUAGGUGUUGAGUAAAAUGGAUAAAGGAACUGUCGAUCAAUUAAGGGGUUGUUGCUAUAAAGCAAAGGCGAAGAGUCAUGAUUUCUUGGUCUCAAUGUCAUCAGCAAGAACAUCUCUGUUGCAAUCUCAAUCAACUCCUUAAGACUUCAGAUAUAUCCUCGGUUCAAACACCAAACCAAAUCCUUCCAUCAAAAUGAAGUUCUCCAUUGCAUUGGGUUUCAUGGCUGCUGGCCUCGUUGCCGCUGUCCCAUCGGCCAACCAGCUUCGAUCCGUCAGCGACGUGCUCCCCAACCUGAAGCGCGACGUCUCAGGCGCCGGCUUCGUACAUGUCGGCUCUGACAACGUCGUGCGCGCCUUCGACAAGAACUUCAACGUGGUGGACUACGCGAGGCUCGACGACAAGGGCACAAUCGGAAAGGACCCCAGCGCGGACGUUCUCGCCGAGGCCAAGCUCGCCAAAGCCAAGGCCAUCGAGCAGACCUCCAAACCGCGCCUGCCAAGCCCCCUCGACGCGCGCCAGGAGAAGAGCUGCCCUAGCCAGUCUUGCCCGGAUGACACCUACUGCAAGGACUUGUCUAUUUACGGAUACGACUGCUCGACUUGCCUGAGUGUCACGCACACCGUUGGUAACUGCCAGAAGUAAGUCACGGGGAGUCAUGGCGAUUAGACAGCUUAGACGUGGUGGUUUGAAGGGGGUGUGUUGUGGAGGAGUGGAGGAUAAGUUGCGCUUGAGAUGGUAUUGAGGGGAGGAGUCGAAGAAAGAGUUGUAAUAUUUUCAUUCGCUGCCGCUAAUUAGAGCGGAAUCUAUUGAAUAUAUAUCGAC
This is a messenger RNA of Daldinia loculata, 956 nucleotides long. RefSeq lists its product as uncharacterized. The record is from RefSeq and is a predicted model, not a curated record. NCBI's taxonomy places the organism in Eukaryota, Fungi, Ascomycota, Sordariomycetes, Xylariales, Hypoxylaceae. Bases 327 to 776 code for a protein of 149 amino acids. The transcript is spliced from 2 exons.